UGUAUGGGGCAGUGGUAGCUGUCAGAUGAUCUCCUCUCCAUGGCCGGUCGCUCCUCUGGCUCUGGCUCCUACACCGUGGUUAUCAUUCCCCUCAGGACCAGCUUGUACAGCCUGGACGCUCUGCGCUUCUACCUAUGGAUUAAGCGUAUGAAGGAUCUAGAGCGGGAAAAGGAUGCACUCUUCUCUGGGCUGGAGAUUCUAGAGAAGGCCCGCUUUUGGUACCUGCAGCGUCUGGAGGAGAACAGAGCGAGGCAGGACAACAUUGAGACCAAGAGCUGGUUCGGGCCCCCCCAGGAGGGCACAGCAGAGGCUCGCUCUUGCCUCCUCAGGUCUUGUAUUCAGCGGGUAAACGGCUCUCUGGGGACCGUGAUGAGUGAGCCCAAUGUCACCAGCAGCAGCAACCCCUCUCUGCCUGAAGCAGUGGCAGACAGCGACCUCAGGUGGCACAACACGGUACUGACUCAGGAAGUGAGCAACAAGAAUCGACAGAUCUCCUUGUUGGAGCUGGAAAAAGACGCUCUGCUUGAACAGCUCGAUGAACUAAAGGCACAUUGAUAACUUUUUUUUUCAGGUACAGGUGGG
Cheilinus undulatus (humphead wrasse) is the source of this 582-nucleotide messenger RNA. It is a transcript of the gene sapcd1, whose product is annotated as suppressor APC domain containing 1. NCBI's taxonomy places the organism in Eukaryota, Metazoa, Chordata, Actinopteri, Labriformes, Labridae. The transcript is spliced from 4 exons. The record is from RefSeq and is a predicted model, not a curated record. Bases 40 to 555 code for a protein of 171 amino acids.